GUAAUUGAUUUAGUUCUUCUUAAUCAUUUCUCAGCGUAACAACUGUUUCUGACCCAAACACACCAAAAACAAAAAAAAAUAUAAUAAACCAAAAAUAUUCGAAGAAAUUCGAAAAUCAUAAAAAAGAACAAACGCGUUUUUUAUGCCAUUUCAAUUUGUUUUUAAAUCGUAACGCGGGUGUGUGGUUUAUUCUUCUUCUUCCUCUAUUUUGUCUUCGCCUACAAAAUUAUUUCUUUGAGUGUAGUCGAAGGAAAAUAAUUUAUUAAGCGUGUGUUUGUGUCUGUGUGCGGGUGUUUAACUUCCUUCAGUUAUCGUCUUUAACGUUCCUGAGUUCCUCAACAAUUUUCCUUACUUUUUUCUCUCUAAGGAAAAGGAUUAAUUUUUGUUAAUUUUUUCAUUAAUUAAUUGUGUGUUUUUUUUAUUUAAUUAAACAACAUGGAUGAGCUUAACAAGGAACAAAUUGUCCUACUCCGCAAUGCUUUCAAUGCAUUCGAUCCGGAGAAACAGGGCUACAUUAGCACCCAGAUGGUGGGCACUAUUCUCAGCAUGUUGGGUCAUCAAUUGGACGAGGCCACUUUAGCGGAAAUUAUCGCUGAAGUCGAUGAGGAUGGUUCGGGACAAAUUGAAUUUGAAGAAUUCACUACGCUGGCCGCCCGUUUCCUGGUUGAAGAAGAUGCUGAGGCAAUGCAGCAAGAACUCAAAGAAGCCUUCCGUUUGUACGACAAAGAGGGCAAUGGCUACAUAACCACGGGAGUGUUACGUGAAAUUCUACGUGAAUUGGAUGACAAACUGACGAAUGAAGAUUUGGACAUGAUGAUUGAGGAAAUUGAUUCGGAUGGUUCUGGUACCGUAGAUUUUGAUGAAUUCAUGGAGGUCAUGACUGGUGGUGAUGAUUAAAUUUAAAAAUAAUUAUUGUUGCAAGAAACCAUAACUAUUUCCUGUCAAAAUUCUUUGUUAUCUUAAAAUAAUCUUACCUACCAAAAACAAAUUUACACUCUAGAAACAUCUUAAUUAAUAAUAAUUAAUAAUAUUUAUCUUAAUAAUAACAAUAAUGAUAAACUAAUAAAAAAAUCUACAACUACAAAAACAAAAAAUUCUAUAUCAAUAUUUUUUUAUACAUUUUUAACCAAAACCUGCUACAUGUCACAUUUAUUAUAAUGAUCUUGUUUUAUUAGUGUUUUUUCUCUUUAUCCUUCAUUGACACUUAACAGAUUAAGACAUUCUAAAUUCCCUUUCAUUUAGACACUUUGUCGGUUCCCUACAUCAAUUUGUCAUUUGAAAUACAUUAAAAAAAACCUCUGUGUGUUUUGUGUUUCUAAAAUUACACUUGUUUUGUCAAAUUAUUCAAAAAUUCUUUGUUUUAAUUUGCUACAAUCUCCUGUUUUAAUUUAUUAAUAAUUUCCGUAUUUCUCUGUUGUGUUUUUUUUUUGCAAAUAGUUGACAAAAAAAAAGAAUUGUUUAUAAAUUAAAUUUUAAUAAUCUAUUUAGGUUGCUAUUUCUGUUUAAAGACAUGUUUAUUAUAAUUUAUUACCGCUACUGAUGUGAUUAGUUUAUGUUUUUUGUUUCUUUAUUAUUGAUGUUUAGUUUUUUUCUUAUAAGUUCAGUUAACAAAGUUGAAUAAAAUUGUAAAGACGUUAACAAACUAGCCAAAAGAGGCCAUAAAUAAAAUGUUUA
This is a messenger RNA of Calliphora vicina (urban bluebottle blowfly), 1674 nucleotides long. It is a transcript of the gene TpnC41C, whose product is annotated as Troponin C at 41C. Bases 436 to 897 code for a protein of 153 amino acids. Lineage: Eukaryota; Metazoa; Arthropoda; Insecta; Diptera; Calliphoridae. The transcript is spliced from 4 exons. The record is from RefSeq and is a predicted model, not a curated record. Gene Ontology annotation, molecular function: calcium ion binding; enzyme regulator activity.